Messenger RNA from Myodes glareolus (Bank vole), 6067 nucleotides. The record is from RefSeq and is a predicted model, not a curated record. NCBI's taxonomy places the organism in Eukaryota, Metazoa, Chordata, Mammalia, Rodentia, Cricetidae.
CCUGCCUCCACCUCCUGAAGGCUAGAAUGACAGGUGACACUGUGGCAGGAAUUCAGCUCACGGCUUUGUGCGCCCUGGGCAAGCGCUCCAUCAUCUGAGCUUCUCAAAGGAAGCCACCCAGUGUAAAGGAAAGAGCGCACCUCAGGGACGCGGAGCGGUAGGUGUCUCGGUGGCUAGGAGCUGCGCUGCUCUUGCAGAGGACCUGCCCUGGGUGGCACGCAAUUGUAACUCCAGCUCCAGGACAGUCCAGUGCUUCUGGCCUCCCAGGACACCUGCAGUCACGUGCGCACACAAGCGCGCGCGCGCACACACACACUUUAAAAUAAUAAUAAAAAGAUAAAUCUUUAAAGGAAGAGCGUGCCGCAGAGAAGCAGGAGCGCUGUGCUCUAAUUCUGGUUUCAGUGGUGACAAGCCUUGGGCAUCAGUUUAACUGCAUUAAGGCUCAGUUUUUCCAAACAGAAAGCGGGAACAGCCUCUCCCUUCUGCACGGGGGAGGGGACAUUUGAGGUCAGUCAUGUGUAACACUUUGAUCUUUGUAGUUGUUUUUGAAAGAGGUCCCAAAGGCCAUUGGUGGAGCCGAUGGUUUUUGAGCAGAGCCUGGUCUCCUGUGCCUUGGGGUCUCUGGCCACCUCGAGAUUUGUGGUAGACCCAAAGGGUGUGAGUUGUCCGACCGUGCACACUCGGACUCUUGUAAUCAUUGUCCCCUGGGGAAGUUUAAGCAACCACUCAGACUCGUGGCUUGUUGGAACUGGAAACGCAGCUCAGAACCGUGGCUUGUUUUAAAAUUCUGGUUCCAAAGCUCAGUCUAUCCCGGGAGGUCAAGACAAGAGGAGUUGAAAAUAAUCUUAGAAUUGUUCCCAUACAGCCAGGAUCCCUAAGGGUGAUGCUGGGAACCUCUGGUGAGAUGAAAGGGAGAAUUGCUUUGCAAGAGUGAACACAGCCUGCGUUUCAUGCUUUCGCAGAAGGUCAGGACAGGAAAGCAGACGCUUCUCCCUGUGAGCCUGUCCACGUUCCCUCAAGAUAGCAUUACGAACAACCCACCCCGUCAUCUACCUGCCUUAGUGAACACCUUCCACGGUCGGGACCUUGGCGCAUCGCAGGGCAGAAGUGUAACCCACCUGCUACACCAGCCCCACUGAAGAGCAAAGGCUCACCCCAAAAUCCAGAACCACUCGGCUACUGUGACUGUGUCUCUCUCAGAGGCUUAAGAGUCCUAGACAACUUACGAGGCAAGAGACAGGCACGCAUACAGAUCUUUUUAGGAUGGACAUAGAAGACUGCAAUGGCCGCUCCUAUAUGUCUGGAAUCCACGCUUCCUGGAAGGUGAGUGGCUGGGCUCACCCCUGCCUGCCACCGAGACGCAGACAUGCACACACCACCCGCACUCCCUCGCCGUUUCCAAGGCGGCGGCCGCGUUCGCACCCCAGGGUCUCACCGGCAAGGGAAGGAUAAUCUGGAGAGGGAUCCCUCAGGAGGGUGUGUUCCGGAUUUCUUGCCUCAGGCCCAGGACUCCAACCAUUUUAUAAUGGAAUCUUUAUUUUGUGAAAGUAGCGGGGACUCAUCUCUGGAGAAGGAGUUCCUCGGGGCCCCAGUGGGGCCCUCGGUGAGCACCCCAAACAGCCAGCACUCUUCGCCCAGCCGCUCACUCAGUGCCAACUCCAUCAAGGUGGAGAUGUACAGCGAUGAGGAGUCGAGCCGACUGUUGGGGCCAGACGAGCGCCUCCUGGACAAGGAUGACAGCGUGAUCGUGGAGGACUCCUUGUCGGAGCCCUUGGGCUACUGCGACGGGAGUGGACCAGAGCCUCACUCCCCUGGUGGCAUCCGGCUGCCCAAUGGCAAGCUCAAGUGUGACGUCUGUGGCAUGGUCUGUAUCGGCCCCAACGUGCUCAUGGUUCACAAGCGCAGCCACACCGGGGAACGGCCCUUCCACUGUAACCAGUGCGGGGCCUCCUUCACACAGAAGGGGAAUCUGCUGCGUCACAUCAAGCUGCACUCCGGCGAGAAGCCCUUCAAAUGUCCCUUCUGCAACUAUGCCUGCCGCCGGCGUGACGCGCUCACCGGCCACCUCCGCACACACUCAGUCUCUUCUCCCACAGUGGGCAAACCCUACAAGUGCAACUACUGCGGCCGGAGCUACAAGCAGCAAAGCACCUUGGAGGAGCACAAGGAACGGUGCCACAACUACCUGCAGAGUCUCAGCACUGAAGCCCAGGCUUUGGCUGGCCAGCCAGGUGAUGAAAUGCGUGACCUGGAGAUGGUGCCUGACUCGAUGCUGCACUCAUCAUCUGAGCGGCCAACUUUCAUCGAUCGCUUGGCCAACAGCCUCACCAAACGCAAACGCUCCACCCCACAGAAGUUUGUAGGCGAAAAGCAGAUGCGCUUCAGCCUCUCAGACCUCCCCUAUGAUGUGAACCCCGGCGGUGGCUAUGAAAAGGAUGUGGAGCUGGUGGCGCACCAUGGCCUAGAGCCUGGUUUUGGAGGUUCUCUAGCCUUCGUGGGUACAGAGCAUCUGCGUCCCCUCCGCCUCCCACCCACCAACUGCAUCUCGGAACUCACGCCAGUCAUCAGCUCUGUGUACACCCAGAUGCAGCCCCUCCCCAGCCGCCUGGAGCUUCCAGGGUCCCGAGAAGCAGGUGAGGGACCCGAGGACCUGGGAGACGGAGGUCCCCUCCUCUAUCGGGCCCGAGGCUCUCUGACUGACCCUGGGGCAUCCCCCAGCAAUGGCUGCCAGGACUCAACCGAUACAGAGAGCAACCACGAAGAUCGGAUUGGCGGGGUGGUUUCCCUCCCUCAGGGUCCCCCACCUCAACCUCCUCCCACCAUAGUGGUGGGCCGGCACAGUCCCGCCUAUGCCAAAGAGGACCCCAAACCACAGGAGGGGUUAUUGCGGGGCACCCCGGGCCCCUCCAAGGAAGUGCUUCGGGUGGUGGGUGAGAGCGGCGAGCCUGUGAAGGCAUUUAAGUGUGAACACUGCCGCAUCCUCUUCCUGGACCACGUCAUGUUCACCAUCCACAUGGGUUGCCAUGGCUUCAGAGACCCUUUCGAGUGUAACAUCUGUGGUUAUCACAGCCAGGACCGGUAUGAGUUCUCUUCCCACAUUGUCCGGGGGGAGCAUAAGGUGGGCUAGCGACCUCUUUCCCCUCACCUGCCCGCAGCCCGCCAUCCACUGCCCCACUACAGGUGUCUAGCCAGAUUCCUAUUACACCCACUGGCCACCUCACUUCACACCUGACUCUGACCCUCUUCGCCGGUUCCCUUCUACCCUGACUGAUUUAAGCACUGCGACAAGACCAGUCUUUUGCUUCUAUUUCUCCUUCUAAACCCCUCUCUUCCUGGCAUAUUUGCUGUUUAUUAAUGACUUUUCCUUGGCUUUUGAAGACUUAGUGCGGUCUCUGGCCACUCCUUCACUCUACGGCCUGUAACGCCCUUGUUUUUUUUCUUGUCGAUCCCACAUCCUCUGACAGCCCCAGGGCCUGGAAGCUCCUCUCUGUACUAAGGGACUCCGAGCUUCUUGCUUUAAUCCGUACCCUUACUUAUCCGACUCUUUGGAUGUUGAUACCUCCCAGCGGCCCACCUGAGCUCUCUGGCAUUCUUAUCUCCUCUCUGGGACCCUCCGACCUGGUACUUCAUACCUCUUGUGCCCUCUCACUUUAGGCAGCUUGCACUAUUCUUACACGAACGAAGAAUUUUCUCAUUGGAAGUAGGAGGGCUGUAGAAACUCUCCAGGAACUGUGGACUGAGGGUCCUCUUGACCUCAUCUGGGAAUAUGAGCUCCCUAAAGCCUCCAUUCAGGAUCUCCCUCUCUCUGGCUCACCCCCCACCACACCACUCUGGUCUCAACCUGCCAGGUCCCUCACUGGUGGCUUUUCUCUUCUUGGAAUGCCCCCAUUUUAUACUCUCAGGGGCUAAAGCUAGGUCCGCAACCCUGCCUGACACAGGGAGCCUAGCUGAGAACCAGGGCACAGGAAAGGGGGUGGGUAGAAGUCUCUCCUCCACCCUUCAAACUUGUUCACUCCAGUGACCUUCCUCGGCUCUCAGGGACUCCUGCUGUCCCCGUUGUAUGAGAAACUGGUGGGUUGCUGCCCAGCGACCAGGGGCUCAGCCCCAUCCGUCACGCUGCCUUUUCCUCUCCCUUCCAGCAGGAUCCACCAUCUCAUUCCCAGGCUCCUGGGCCCUCUUAUUAUCAGUGGCAGGGAGAAAGGAAUGUUUCUUUUCUCCCUGCUAAUUUUCAGUGUAACCAAAAAUUGUCCCAGGAUGAAUGACAUGCAUGUGCCCGUCGACCAAUCCACCCUUGUUCUAGCAAGAAUGGUAUGGACUCAGCUAGCUGGGAGCCAUCCUUCACUGCCCUUCCAUGCUCGGCCCCCGACACAUGGCACGAGGGCGCUCUUCUCUGGUGGUUGCAGAGCCCCUGGCUAUCUGGAUAAUCGAGGAUUCAUGAGACCAUGCAGGAGAAGUCAUAGCCCCACUGCACGUCUCUCUCUAUAAAGAGUUCCCUGCCAAGGCCACAGCCAUCCCAGUCUCUGCUUCUUUGAGAUUCAAACCAAAGGCUGUUUUUCUAUGUUUAAAGAAAAUAAGAAAAAAAAAGUAGAAACCAAACACAGCACCUCAUAAGUUAUAAGUCUUGGUCUUCUCUUCCUCUCUCUCCCUUCCCCUCCAUCUUUCUUUCCACAUGUCCUUCCUUGGUUGGCUCUUUUGCCUCUCUCUACUUUUCUCAUUCCCUAUUAGGGACAUGGAGAGGCAUGAGAGGGUUGGCUAGAUCAGAUCCUGGGACUGGGGCUCUUAGCCUUCUGGAGAUGCUACUCUCCCCAUCAUGAGAAGGGUGGGAUGGAAAAACUUCCUUUCUUCCCUUCUUCUCCUGUGUUACCAUGGCUUCCCAGAAGGGCCAGACUGGCAGGGAGGAGCUUUGUGGGGUGGUUCUUCCUCCUUGACAAAGUAGCAAUAAACAGGUGCUGCCAAAGGUGGAGCCUGGGGUGCGAGCUCCCAAGGGAGUGGUCCCAAGAGAAGGGAAGGGUCUUUGCAACCAACCUUGGAACGGCAGCAGAGCUGAGGUUAGCAUCUGAGCGUCUCCUGUGCUGUUCUGGCUACUGAGCCUCUUCCCACUAGACCUGCUCCCACCACUUCUGUGUCUGCCAUGUACCUGGGGAUACCUCAGAAGGACUAGUUCCUCUGGGGCAUCAGAGCCUUUCAGCGCCCCAUUUCCUCCCUUCCUCAGUCAGCCUUAGCACCUGUAAACCCCAGAAACCUGAAGGACUAUGCUCCGAGGCUGUACUCUGUGCCCCCAAAAGCAGAGAUGGGAGGACAAGACCAGGUGCUAGGGAGGAGAGAGACACCCCGUCUCUCUCCAGCCCAUCACUGCACUUUAACCAGGGUCUUAGGUACAAAAUCCUACUUUCCAGAGCCUUCCAGCUCUGGACCCUCAAACAUCCUCAUGCUCUCUCCCAGCUCCUUUUGCAUAAAAAAAAAAGUAAAGAAAAAAGAAGAAAAAUCAACAACAACAAAACACCAAAACCCACACAGAGAAAAAGAGGUGUUUUCUUUUUUAUUACUAUUCAAGAAAACAACACCACAAAAAAAGUGGGUGGGGGGGAGAAUUUCUAAAUAGACACUUUUCCAGACCUUUGUGUAUGUGUGUGUCAGUGUCUAAGCUGCAGGUGGAAUUUUGUAAUACUUCUGGCAGCUUCUUUCCUUGUGUAAAUAACAUAUAUAUAUAUAUAUAUUUUUAAUCAGAAAUUAUGAAGAUCAAAAAUAGAAUAAACACAGAAGCAAGUGCAAUACCACCUCUCCUCCUCCCCCAGGUUCCUUUGCAGCCUGUUUGGUGUCCCUUUUGACCCUUGCCCCUUCACCUCUUCUCUCUUCGUCCGGUUCUUAACCUAUCCUCCCCUUCCCUCUUUUUAAAGAGUUUUCUCCUUCCUCAAAAGGAGUUAAACCAGCUUUUGAGACUUCCUGCAAAGCAUUUUAUAUAUGUAAUAUACUGUAAGUAAAUAUUUGUGUAAUGGAGAAAUACUACUGUAAGUUUUGUACUGUACUGGCUGAAGGUCUGUUAUAAAUAAACAUGAGUAAUUUAACA